Molecule: messenger RNA, 4804 nt
Organism: Tyto alba (common barn owl)
Lineage: Eukaryota; Metazoa; Chordata; Aves; Strigiformes; Tytonidae
Gene: EGLN3
Product: egl-9 family hypoxia inducible factor 3
Exons: 5
Coding region: 339-1022 (227 amino acids)
Biological process (GO): peptidyl-proline hydroxylation to 4-hydroxy-L-proline; cellular response to hypoxia
Cellular component (GO): cytoplasm; nucleus
Molecular function (GO): ferrous iron binding; L-ascorbic acid binding; peptidyl-proline 4-dioxygenase activity
Source: RefSeq, a predicted model, not a curated record
CGAGCGGGCGGCGGGGCGAGCACACAUCCCGCACGUAGCCGGCGUCUCCAGCAGCGCCGGGGCCGCCUCCCGGCCUGGGGGGGGGGGUCCCAGACGGCCCGGGGAGUCCGCACGCUGCGCGGGCGGCAGCGGCAGCGGCAGUGGCAGCAGCGCCGGGCCCGCGGUAUCGCGGCGCAGCCCAGCCCGCCGCGCCGAAAGUUUUGCUUCGCCUGUCCCCGCUCCCCGCCGCGGCGGAGCCCUUGCCCCGGCUCGGCUUUGGAGCCGGCGGCCGACCCGGCGGGCAUCGUCUCCCGAGGCGGGCGCCGGCAGGGCAGCGGCGCGCCCGUCCUCGCCGCGCCAUGCCGCUGGGGCACAUCAUGAGGCUUGACCUGGAGCGGAUCGCCCUGGAGUACGUCGUGCCCUGCUUGCACGACAUCGGCUUCUGCUACCUGGACAACUUCCUGGGGGAGGUGGUGGGGGACUGCGUGCUGGAGCGGGUGAAACGGAUGCACCGCGACGGGGAGCUGGCCGACGGGCAGCUGGCCGGCCCCAGCCGCGGCGUCGCCAAGCGGCACCUCCGCGGCGACCAGAUCAAGUGGAUCGGGGGCACGGAGGAGGGCUGCGAGGCCAUCAACUUCCUCCUCACGCUGAUAGACCGGCUGGUGAUGUACUGCGGGAGCCGGCUCGGCAAGUACUACGUGAAGGAGCGAUCCAAGGCUAUGGUGGCUUGCUAUCCUGGAAAUGGAACUGGGUAUGUUCGUCAUGUGGACAAUCCAAAUGGAGAUGGGCGCUGCAUCACCUGUAUUUAUUACCUGAAUAAGAACUGGGACUCCAAGCUGCAUGGUGGAAUUCUUCGUAUAUUCCCAGAAGGAAAGUCCUAUGUAGCAGAUGUUGAGCCGAUUUUUGACAGGUUACUUUUUUUUUGGUCAGAUAGAAGGAACCCACAUGAAGUCCAGCCUUCUUAUGCAACCAGAUAUGCAAUGACUGUGUGGUAUUUUGAUGCUGAAGAGCGAGCAGAAGCCAAAAAAAGUUCAGGAACUUAACCGAUGCAAGGAAGAGAGAGGCACCUCUUAAUGAAGACUAGCUGUUCCUGAACUCUUUGUGAGGAAAUAAGAUCCCAAAGAUGACUUGAAUUUCCAGCGAACAAGGGCAAACUCUUGUUAUACACAAGAACGCACUGGUUGUGUCUAGCAUGUGCAUCUUAUAUUGAUGGUACUUAAGGCAGCCUCCUGUCAUACCUGCAUCUGACAGAAGGAACACUUGUUUUCUCUUUGUCUUUUGCUGGAAAAAGUAACCAGGGUUAAAAAAAUGAAAAUCACUAAGCCUAGUGAUAGUGGCUCAGCCAACUGGCUUUUGAUCACUCUUGUAACCAAGAUAACGAUCAUUGGAACUAGUGGUAAAAACCUGAGUCUUAUUUGCACUUUAUGGGGGGAAAAAAAAAUCUAGCUCAAUAGGAAGGAGCUUUACAAGUCUGUGGCAGACUGCUAACAGGCAAGGAGAGAUAUUGGAAAUGUGAAAUUAAACUGGAUUUUUGUAGAGUGGCAUCUUACUGUCUGUCCCACUCGGGGCUGUCAAGGUACUGUUCAUCACUUUGCUGUGCAGAACUUCCAAACAGAUUUUUGUCUACACAGUCAUCGCAUUUCCUGGAUUUUGUUUGCUUUUUAAGAGUCAAGUUCUGUCAGCUGUACUGCCCUUUUUGUCCUAGGGCUGAGGGGGGAAGUAGUUAUGCAUCUGUCCACAACUUUGUAAAACCAUUUCCUUUCAGUUCUGAGCAGGAUGGGUUGUAUGUCUUUUAUUUUCACGGUUUGGUAAAGAAACUGUUUUCUCCCAAAUGUUUGGUAAACUUGGAAGGCUAAUGACACACAAUGCAUUGGCACUAAAGGCCAACGAUAUGUAAAGUUAAGUGUUAUUUUCAUGACUUCUCCAUCUACUAUGUUUUGUAUGACACUGAUAUGAAUCUGAAAAGAUAUGUCUGGCAGUCUGACAAAUGUAUGGUAAACAAUGGGUAACUUAGACUUGAUUUCUAUGCUGCUUAUACUUAGUUAACACACUUAUUUAACUUUGCAUGUGUGUGUAAUUUGAAUGAAACAGCAAUUCUGUUUUAAUUGAUCUGUUACGCCAGGUAACUACUUCUGCUAUCCUCAAGCUGCGAAACCAGAGUUACUCAAAUGGCAAAGCACAUAUUUUUUUUUUUUUUAUUGAUUAUUUUUUUUAAAACUUAGACUCAGUGAGUAUCUGGUGAUCUAUCUCCAAUCUGCCUAAGCUUCUACAACCAGCACUUACUACGCAGUUUAAAAUAGCUCUUAAUGAAGCUGGGAGCUGGUGGUAGAUGUAUUUAUCACUCGCACUAACUGUUCUCAACCUAAUACACUCACUUGCAUUAAUUUUUGGCUUGUUGUCAGUGUUUGUCAGACCCUACUAAAUGUUCCACAUAGAUGCCCUCUUCAGUGUCCCCUGUUUUCCUGGGCCACUUGCCUGUGGGGGUGAGAGUGGUCUGUCCGAACCACUGGCCCUGCACCAGCUCACCACACUGCCAGGCCGUCGUGCUCGUGGGGGCUCUGCAGGCCACCCCUGUCGCACUGGAGCCAGGGAGCAAGGAGGUAGCAUGCAAUGGCGACUAUUAAAGGUCAGUGACAGAAGGGUAACAGCUGCAUGGGACAGAAAAGAAGUAACUUCCAUGACAUAAAAAGUAGUAACAGACAUGGAGUAUUUUUAAAAAGCAGUUCUGUCUCUUAAAAUGGACAUCCUUCAGCUUGUCCUUGAAUUCUGAAUGUAGAUAAAGUAGUGCUAAGAACCCCCUCGUUCUCUCUGGCUUCUCCCAGAGAUCCAGCUAUGGUCUUGUGGGCUGGACCUUGUUCAGCCUGAUCACUGUGCACCUUAAGAGAGGAAUAUGAGGGAAUAUGUGUGACAUAUUCUUCUAACUCAAGACUAGAAUAAAGACAGAUCAUCCGAUAAAUGUCCUUUAAUGUUAGGAAAAACAUUAUUCCACUACAGUUGCUUCUAAGUAGCACAACAUAGACUUGAAGGAAACUUAAUGAUAACUUGAAAUUCUCAUUCUGUAAUGUUCAUGUUAUCAGAGAGAGAAUUAGGGCUCUUCCCUGAGAAUGAAAGGUAACCCUUUGAGAGAUGGGAGGUGUUGAAGAAGGGAGGCCACGGGUUUAUUAUUUAAAGGGGAGGGGUGGCGGGGGGGCGGGGAAGAACACAACCUGUGGUAUUGCUAUGCAAAGCUGAUAAUAGCAUGUAAAUCUGAAACUCCUACAUGAUUUUAAAAGGGGCAAAGACAGCUAAAAGAGCAGAGCAAGACUUGCUUUGCCUUUAGAAACUGUAACCUUAAAAAAAUGCACUAGAAAGAUGUUAGCACAUAUCUCACUGGAGCCUAGAACAGUGAAAAAACGAUGGGGAGGGAGGGGAAAGGCUUUGUAUAAAAGUUUGAAAAAGAAAGGUACUUGAGUUACCACUAAUGCUACCACCUGGCUUCAGCAGUGGUCAGCAACAUGAGUGUGGUGGAUGGAGCAUGCAGUAUAGAUGCAUUUAUUGUAAAUAAAGUAUAUAUUUUAAUUUUUAGUCAAUAUCUUUCUGAUCUAGUUAGAGGAGAGAACAAUCAUUCUGUGGCAGAGAGCAUUGUCUUUUACUUUAUUAACAUAUAUAAUUAAAUAUAAAGAAGUUGGGGGGCACAGGAUAUUGAAACCAAUUCCUCUGUCCUCUGUUCCAGACCUUUAUUUACCCUGUCUUCAGAUCAGUGGGACGAUCUCCUUGAAGAUGUGGUUUAAGUGGGGGGUGGAGGAGGUGUUGGUCAUGUAGCAAUCCACAGGCUUGAUGUUUUCUACACAGAUUUCUCUUCCCUGUUUCUGGAAUUGUUGCAAACUUCUCUGCAAGAAUUAAAUUGUCUGAAGAACUGUGAGGGGAAAGCAGGCUGCUGCAGUAGGGAGGGCAUUUCAAGGAGUCUUUCCUUUGCUUCUGUUUUGGCUUUAUGGCAAACUGUUUGAAGCAUCAAUGGCUAAACAGCACUUGUCACCCACUUGUGAAAAUGAGUGUUUUCUCCAAGGCAGUUAAUUUUUAGUCCUCCAAAAGUUUUCUUGUUUUGUUGAUUUUUCCAACCUUUAGGUAAUGUGCCUUCAUCAUUCAUAUCUGUGAAGAUGUUACAUGCCACAUGUGCGUGUCAUGCAAACUUUUCACAACUUUAAGAAACAUGGUUGCCUUUCCAAAUGCAAUUGCAUUUAAAAAAUAUGCAGAGCCACCAAGCCACAACUUCUAACAGAGGGUUUAUGUUGUGCAGGGAGGAAAAAGGACAGGAGACAGGACUGAAAAUCAAGAGAUUAUUUUUAUUCUUAAACAUGUAACUACUGGCCUUUUGAGCAAAGGAGCCUCUAAUAGAUCUUAUUUUCUCUAGAUUACUUCUGGUUCUAUGAGGAAUGACAUCUGCAAAAUAGCGUCUAAAAAGAUCCACUCUUUUUUCCUUCUCUCUUUAAACAGUUUUAGUCCUUUCCUAUUACAUUUUAAAAAAUGUUGGAAUAUAUUAUAUGUAUUUGUUGUUGCAAAAUAGCUGGCUCUAACACCACUUACAUCUAGAAGAAAAUGUAUCUAUUUGCAGGCAAAUAACUAGUUCUACUUUGACUAUGCUGUACUCCCAGCAGAUAUCUGAGAGUGAGUUAUGACUACAUCUUCUCUUGUCAGGUUGUAUGCUGGUCAACAAUGCUGGCACUUUGCAUCAGAUUGAUACAGAAACCCCUAGUAAUAUUUUACUAUACAUCACAUUUUGUGUUCCUGUUACUAUUAAAAGAAGAAUAAAUGUGGCAGGAGUCAAUAAACACUGGGUCAUGUUAAA